This is a messenger RNA of Fraxinus pennsylvanica, 537 nucleotides long. The record is from the annotation of a GenBank genome assembly. Lineage: Eukaryota; Viridiplantae; Streptophyta; Magnoliopsida; Lamiales; Oleaceae.
AUGUCAAGCUGCAGUAAGAAAAGGUACAUUCUCAACACGGUGGCAGUGGACCUAGGCUGCAGCAGUGGUUGCAAAAGGCCAAGGCUCUCCAGCAUAUUCCGGCCUAAACCAAGGGACAAACCCCACCACCUCCACCACCGCCACCAAUCCCAUCACUACCAUUCUUCUUCAAGCUCAUGGGACGCCACCACCGACACCCCACCCUCGUCCGACACAGAUUCAGACAUCAAGAGCCUUCGAGCUGUACAAGGAUUAGGAAAGAUUGGCGGUAAAAGCGUGGCGGUGGAGAAAGAGUCCGACGACCCAUAUCUCGACUUUAGGCACUCAAUGCUGCAAAUGAUACUGGAAAAAGAAAUCUACUCGAAAGAUGAUCUUAAAGAGCUUCUCAACUGUUUUUUGCGACUGAACUCACCAUAUUACCACGGGAUCAUUGUUAGAGCUUUUACAGAGAUUUGGAAUGGGGUUUACUCAGUGAAAUCUGGUUCUCCAAACUUGAACUUGCAUGGGAUGUGGAUGUCACAUAAUAAUCACUUUUAG